AUGUCCGCGCAACCCACGCCCUCGCGGCCCGAUGGCGCGCGCCGCACGUCGGCCAUGAACAAGCGCACCUCCAUCCUUCCGAAGCACAACGCCCUCUUCAUUGACCCGAGUGUCCUUGUUGCCCAACACGCAAGCUUCACAGGCACACAGCCCAUCACUGUCGGCCCGAAUGCCGUGCUCCAUCCGCACGCCAAAGUGAGCAGUACACUCGCUCCUGUGGUUAUUGGUGAGAACGUCGUUCUGUGGGAAAGAGCAAAGAUCGGUGUAGGCAUGGGAGAUAGCGUAGAUGAAAGCAAGAGGAGCAGCAUGGCCAGCAUGUCGUCGCGGACAAGCGUGCGCGACUCCUCGCGCGGCGAAGGGACCGUCUUAGGGCGCAAUGUCACCGUAGAGGCGACGGCUGUCGUGGAGGCAGCAGAGGUGGGAGAGGGAACCAUCAUCGAAGUUGGGGCAUAUGUGGGAAAGGGUUGCGUGAUUGGAAAGGUGCGUGGAGACAGAAAAUACAGGCAACAAAAGACGCUGCUGUUGAGGCCUGAGGUUCUGGAGAUGCGGACGAACUUGCACACCAUGCAGAUCAAUACGUUCAAAAGGCUAGUACCGAAUCAGGUUGCGAAGUGGGCUUCAUGA
Didymosphaeria variabile is the source of this 624-nucleotide messenger RNA. RefSeq lists its product as uncharacterized. The transcript is spliced from 2 exons. Gene Ontology annotation, molecular function: dynein complex binding. Lineage: Eukaryota; Fungi; Ascomycota; Dothideomycetes; Pleosporales; Didymosphaeriaceae. Gene Ontology annotation, biological process: mitotic spindle organization. The coding region runs from base 1 to 624 and encodes 207 amino acids. Gene Ontology annotation, cellular component: dynactin complex. The record is from RefSeq and is a predicted model, not a curated record.